Molecule: messenger RNA, 2989 nt
Organism: Jaculus jaculus (lesser Egyptian jerboa)
Lineage: Eukaryota; Metazoa; Chordata; Mammalia; Rodentia; Dipodidae
Gene: Hap1
Product: huntingtin associated protein 1
Exons: 14
Coding region: 1-2502 (833 amino acids)
Biological process (GO): neurogenesis; anterograde axonal transport of mitochondrion; neurotrophin TRK receptor signaling pathway
Cellular component (GO): dendrite
Molecular function (GO): signaling receptor binding
Source: RefSeq, a predicted model, not a curated record
AUGGAGGAGGGGGAGAGGCUUCGCUCCGAACCCGAGCUCACGGAGCAAGCUGGGUACCCACCCAGCUUCACCCUCUUUUCCUUCGCUGAGAUCGGCGACAUCGCUGUGCCCUCACCACCAGCGCCUCUUUCGCGCGCGGUUCUGAGUUAUAAAGGCUCGGCUGCUGCAGGCGACUGCGGAGCCAAGAUGCGCCCGAAAGAGCAGGUGCAGAGCUGCGCGGGGGACGCGCCGGGGCCCGGACCCGGGCUCGGGGACCCGGCGGCGGCCACCCCCGCGCCCCCGCCUGCAGCCAGUCCCGUUUCUACGCCUCCGGCCGAGCCCGAACCCGCUCCCGCUCAGGCACCCGCGACCCCCGGACCGAGAGCAGCGUCCCGAGCGGCGACGACUGGGUCCCAGUCCGGAACCCGCCCGGCCUCCCAGGCGUCUGGACCCAAGGCUGGAGCGCAGCGCGCGUCCGGCCGGACAGGGCCGGAUAAUUCAGAUGCACCGUGGACACGCUCGGUGUUCCAAGGCCCUUUCGGUCCCCGGGCCACUGGUCUGGGGACUGGAAAGGCCGAGGGAAUCUGGAAGACACCUGCUGCCUACAUUGGCAGGCGGCCCGGAGUGUCUGGCCCUGAGCGUACUGCCUUUAUUCGAGAGCUGCAGGAAGCACUGUGCCCGAACCUACCUCCAGCCAAGACAAUCACCAAGGAUGACAUCAAAGAGAUGAUGUAUUUGCUGGAGGAGAAAGAGCGGGACCUGAACACAGCAGCUCGCAUCGGACAGUCCCUGGUGAAACAGAACAGCGUUUUGAUGGAGGAGAACAGCAAGCUGGAAGCCAUGUUGGGCUCAGCCAGGGAAGAGAUCUUACACCUCAGACGCCAGGUGAACUUGCGAGAUGACCUCCUUCAACUCUACUCAGACUCUGAUGAUGAUGAUAAUGAUGAUGAAGAGGAGGAGGAAGAAGAGGAGGAGGAGGAAGAAGAAUGUGAAGGAGAACAAGAUCGGCAGCAUGACCAUCCCUACGGCGCCCCCAAGCCGCCCCCCCAGGAGGAGUCGCUGCACCGCUGCCCGCAGCUGGAAGCGUUGCAGCAGAAGCUGAGGCUGCUGGAGGAGGAGAACGACCAGCUGAGAGAGGAGGCCUCUCACCUCGACACCCUGGAGGACGAGGAGCAGAUGCUCAUACUGGAAUGUGUGGAGCAGUUCUCCGAGGCCAGCCAGCAGAUGGCUGAGCUGUCCGAGGUGCUGGUGCUGCGGCUGGACAACUACGAGCGGCAGCAGAAGGAGAUCACCCAGCUGCAGGCCCAGAUCGAGACGCUGCAGCAGCGCUGCCAGUCGUAUGGAACUGAGACGGAAAAGCUGCAGCGCCAGCUGGCUUCAGAGAAGGGAGGCCAUACGCAGUUCCCAGCAGAGAGCCAGCGGAUGGGUCCCCAGAUGCAGAACCUGCGGGUGAAGGUCAUAGACUGCGGGGGCAGGCCGCACUUGCACCAUGAGGUGGCGAAGAGCCUGUGCCAGCAUUCCCCCAUGCCCGUCACCCACUAUGCAUACAGCAUGCCUCUGGAAGCACUCCCAAGUUUCCAGGAGACUCUGGCUGAGGAGCUCAGGACGUCCCUAAGGAGGAUCAUCUCAGAUCCUGAGUACUUCGUGGAGAGGGAAGAGCGAGAGCCGGAGCCGGGUGUGAUGCCACCACCGGAAGACCUCAUGCCACCAGAAGAACUUGAGCCUCCUGAGGAGCUGGUGCCUGAGGAGGAGCUGGGGGCCAUGGAAGAGGUGGGGACGGCGGAGGAAGGGCUGGAGGAAGAGGCCGAGGUGGCCUCCGAGGAGACUGAGGCCUGGGAGGAGUUGGAACCGGAGCUGGAUGAGGCCACGACGAUGAACGUGGUGACCUCCGCCCUGGAGGCCAGUGGCCUGGGCCCUUCGCAUCUGGACAUGAAGUGUGUCCUCCAGCAGCUGUCCAACUGGCAAGAUGCCCAUCACAGGCGGCAACUGAAACGGAAGGUCCAGAAAGCAGUGGCAGCCGCAGGCCAAAACAAACAUGGGGGGCGGGAUCGAGGAGCAGCAGCCCAGGGUGCCGACCCAGGACUCUCAGAGGCUGGAGGAGGACAGGGCCAGCCACCCUCCCAUGUCCUGGGAGGAAGAGAGGCCUUCUGGGGCCACCUAGGCCACCACCUGCAAGGGCCACGGUCGCAUCCAUCCCCUGGGCUUUGCUGUUUCCCAGCAGCCUGCAGAGAUCCCACAGACAGCUUGAGACCCCUCCUUCCGCUGCCUGGCCAAGUCCUACCCGCCCCAGACCCUCCUUCCUCUCCUCUGAAAUGGGAGCCCAUGUCUGUCGCCAGCCCUCCCUCUGUUCUGACAAGCCUGAGGUGCCAAGCCUCUGCCCUCUUCGGGGACAGACUGAAGGAACCUCGGCCCUCGUUCUGCAACUGGUGCCAAAGCUGCGGCUGCUGGGCCUGGAUCAGGUGGUGGCCCCAGGGGCGGAAGCAGCCUGUGGGAAGGCUGGCUAGCUACCAGACCCAACUCUGAGACGGCUGUCACUGGUCAGGGCAGGGGCCUAGGUCCAAGAGUAGGCAGUGAUUCUGAGGACCGUCAACCCCUUCUGCCCCCAGUCCCAAAUAAAGGGACCCACCCCCGGCUCUGGUUGACGCCUAGGGACCCUAUCCUCUGGUGUUCUUCACCCUUCCUGGUUUCUGUCACUGUGUGUAACCGGAAGUGUGUCCCAGUGGGGCUGGGUGAGGGGUCCCCGUGUCCCAUGUUGCCCAUGGCUUGUGAAUUUUGAGGCUCCUUGCCUAGGGCCCCCCCCCUCACACUGUCCUCCUCAGCGCCCUUCCUUCCUCCCUUCUAGAUGUUCUCUCCUUGCUCACGUCUUUGCCCAUCAGUAGCUGGUGGUCUGGGGCUGGGGUCCCCCUCGGUGCCUGCUGCGCCCCUACAGCGCUUCUCAGUCUUGUAGCUUGUCGGCCUGUGUACGCGGUGCUCGUGCAAUGUAGGAAAUAAAGGACCUGUGUGCUCCCUG